GAAGGGGAGAUGUUACUUAAUUGAUUGACUUGUGUUUGUGAAGAGAUCGAAACGGAUGUGAAUUGAUGUUUUUGAGGGAUUGGUGAGAGGUGGUGUCAUUGCAUAUUGUUCUCUUCUUGCCAUUAGAUUCCCGGAGGAGGAAAGAUAAUUCGUUGGUGGUCGGAACAUCUUCCAAAAAGAUAUCAAACAUCGCGACAUCCCAACAUCACAACACCACAACACCACCCACAAAAUGCCCCCCCGAAUACACCGCCCACAACUCUUCACCCUGCCCCGCCACCGCCGGCCAUACGCCUCCUCGACCCGCCAACGCCCACCACAACCACCACCGCGCAAACCAUCCACCGCCAGCUCAUCAUCUUCAUACAAUUACACCCACCUCCCCCUAACCCUCCUAACAACCCUCUCCCUCCUCCUCUUCACCCGCGACAACCUCUUCAGCAUCGACAUCGUAAACGGCGCCUCCAUGUCGCCCACCCUCUCCCCGCACGCCCACGCCCGCGGCGAGCGCGACGUCGUCCUCAUAUCCCGCCUCUCGUCCUUCUCCUCUGGCGUCUCCAGGGGGGACGUCAUAACCUUCCGCAAGCCGCACGCGCCCGAGGAACUCAGCAUCAAGCGCGUGCUCGGCGUCGCGGGGGACGUCGUGUUCCCCAAGCGCGGGGUCGGGAGCUGGGAAGACGAUCCUGUUACCAGGGGGCGGAGGGUGUUUUCGUACACGGACGGCUUGCCACCUCUCCUACCUUCCUCCAGCGACGACGAGCUGGGGGGUAGGGUAGAGGAGGGAGGAUGGGAGGGCGUGAAGGUGCCGACGGGACAUGUGUGGGUGGAGGGCGACAAUUGGCGGCGGAGCUAUGAUUCUAGGGAUUUCGGCCCCGUGAGCCUGGCGCUGGUUGAUGGGAGAGCGGUGGGUGUUUGGAGGGGGUGGGGGAGGGGUUUUGUGGGUGUUGGGGAUAAGAGGACGGGGAGGGGGGAUAGGGCGGGGGAGAGUAGGGUUGUUGAGGGGAGGGCGGGGGAUGGGAGGUUGCCGGAGGCGUUUUUGGAGUGA
Aaosphaeria arxii CBS 175.79 is the source of this 1045-nucleotide messenger RNA. RefSeq names its product LexA/Signal peptidase. The transcript has a single exon. The coding region runs from base 233 to 1045 and encodes 270 amino acids. Lineage: Eukaryota; Fungi; Ascomycota; Dothideomycetes; Pleosporales. Gene Ontology annotation, cellular component: mitochondrial inner membrane peptidase complex; membrane. Gene Ontology annotation, biological process: mitochondrial respiratory chain complex assembly. Gene Ontology annotation, molecular function: serine-type endopeptidase activity. The record is from RefSeq and is a predicted model, not a curated record.